Rotaria sp. Silwood1 is the source of this 4587-nucleotide messenger RNA. The record is from the annotation of a GenBank genome assembly. Lineage: Eukaryota; Metazoa; Rotifera; Eurotatoria; Philodinida; Philodinidae.
AUGUUACUAUAUCAUCUUUGGUUAUUAAUUCAAAAAUCACUUCGUUAUGCACGGCGUCGUCGUACAUGCUAUUGUUGUCCUACAAUAAUAUUUGAAUUACUUGCUCCUACAAUAUGUCUUCUUUUUUUAAUUCUUAUUCGAUGGAUGCAUGCACCAUCUGAAAUAAAUAAUGAAACUUCAUUACUUAAUCAAACAAAAUCUACAUCUAUUAAAUUGACACCACCUUCGAUUAUUUUACAACGUGAAUCUAAAUAUGUUUGGAAUUCUACAUUAAUGAAUGAAUGUCCAUUACGAGACAUAAUAAUAGAAAUAGUUGAUGAGAAUUUAGCAAAACAUCUCAAACGUACCUGUCCAAAGAGUAGUUUUAUUUCAACAUCAAACUCUGCACAACAUAAUGGACAUUUUUUACUUAAUAGAACUUCAAUAGGACUUAAUAUUAAUUAUCGAUGCCAAUAUGAUAAUCAAGAAAUAUGUCAAAAUACGGAUUUAUCUAAUGAUAAAGAAGAUUCAACAUUGAUUCAACAUCCAUCGUUAUCUAUAUGUUCAAAUAAAAAUGCUAAUGAAGAAAAUAAUCUAUUACAAGUUUAUCUUGCCAUUGUAUCUCGUAUAAAUCAACCCAUAACAAAACAACAAUUAUUUAUUUAUACAUGGCCAUGUUUAUCCUAUGCAUUUGAUCCUUUAUUUGAACUAGUACCGCGUUAUGUAUUAGGUUUUAUAUUUUUUUUUAUUGAUGGAUGCAUUUUAUGUGGUUUUAAUUUAUUAUUUCAUUCUUUAAUUCAUGAAAAACAUCAAGGAAUAAUUGAACUUCUUCGUCUUAUGUCUAUUCGUCCAAUAUUAAAUAGUUUUGCUUGGUUUCUACGAGGUUUUUUUAUACAAUUAAUAUCAAAUAUAUUAUUAAUUUUAAUAUUAACACGUUCAUUUGAUGGAGUUAUUUAUUUACCAUAUGUAUCAAUUUGGUUAAUUAUCCCAACGAUUUUCUUUUGGACUAUUCAAGUUCUUUCACAAGCUGUACUUAUUGCUCAUUUUUUUAACAGUAAUUUAAAAGCAACAAUUUGGUCAUGGUUUAUUUAUAUUGUAUCAUUUUGGUUAGCACUUUCAUCAUCUAUACGAUUACCGAUAUUUUUUCAUUUUAUUGCUUCAGCUUGGUUACCAUUUUAUUCAAUAAAGCCUGCAUUUAUUCUUCUCUUUCGAAUCAAUACUGAUUUAGGUCGUAAUAAUCUUAAUAGUGAACUGAUAUUAAUUUGGUUCUAUAUGUUAUUUGGUACUCUUCUGAUGUGGCUUUUAGCAUAUUAUCUUGAACAAACUCGACCAGGUAAAUAUGGUAUUCGACGUCGAUGGUCAUGGCCAUUUGAUUAUUUUCGUAAUAAUCAAAUAAAAAAUGCAAAAAAACGUGAAAGUAUUGAUAUGCAAAUGGUAGAAACAUUACCUGAUAUAAAUACUACAGUACGAGUUAAUAAUUUAACUAAAACUUAUGGUCGAUUUAAUACUGAAAAACAAUUAGCUGUUGAUCAUGUUUCAUUUAAACUAGAAAAAUCUACUAUUUAUGGUCUUAUUGGUCAUAAUGGUGCAGGAAAAACAACAACAAUGGAAAUGAUGUGUGGUUUAUUAUCAUGUGAUUGUGGUACAAUUGAAAUUCAUGAUAAAGAUUUACAUGAAAAUUUAACUGAACUUCAAAAAUAUAUUGGCUAUUGUCCACAACAAGAUAUGCUUUUUUCACAUUUAACUGUAAAAGAACAAUUAGAAUUUUAUGCUCGUGUUCGAUCAAAAGAACAUAAUAUUGAUUAUAGUCAAAUUCAAGAAUUACUUUCGAUGAUGGAUAUGCAUACAUAUAGUAAUCGUUUAUGUCAUCAAUUAUCGGGUGGUAUGAAACGAAAAUUAUCAAUUUUAUGUGCAUUUGUUGGUCAAGCUAAUAUUAUAAUAUUAGAUGAACCAUCAUCAUCACUUGAUCCAGUAGCUCGUCGAACAUUAUGGUCAUGGCUUCGAGAACAUAAAACUAAUCGUACAUUAUUAAUAUCAUCACAUUUAUUAGAUGAAGUUGAAGAACUUUGUGAUUCAAUUAUUAUUCUUGAUGCUGGUAAAAUUCGUGCACAAGGUACAGUACUUGAAUUAAAACAACAAUUUGGUCCACCAGGUGAUCGACUUCAUUUGGAUAAAAUGCCAACAUAUAUACCAAAAGAAUGGAUUAUUAAUGAAAAAUCUCAUUUUAUACAAAUUCCCAAUAGAAAAAAAUUAAUUUACAUACUUGAAAAAUUAGAACAAGAUAAUAUAAGAUAUUCUUUAGAAAAUAUUACACUUGAUGAUAUAUUUUUAAAAUUAACUUCAUCAAUAGAAUGUUCAUCGUCAGAAGAAAGUACUAUCAAGUCUUCAAUAAAUACAUUAUUUAAUACACGAACAAAUACGCAACGAAGUCAGCUAUGGUGUCAACAAAUUUUAGCUGUAUUAAUUAGACGUAGUCAAGUUUUUCUAAGACGAGCUCGUUUAUUACCAAUUUUAGUACUUCUUUAUUUGGUUUAUGUUUUUGCACCAUUGUAUAUACCAUCAUUUGCUCCAAUAUCUGUAUCAUCUACGGAACAUAUUCGUUAUAUUAUUUCAUCUCACUCUAAUGUAAUCGAUAAAUUAUCAUUUAAAAAUCUUGAUACAAAAUUUACUCCAUCAUUAUAUUCAGUACAAGAAUUUCAAGAGUAUCUAUUAAGAAUAAAAACAUGGCAAUCAGAUAAUCAUCGUCAAAAAAUACUAGUUGGUCUUCGCAUACCAUCGUCUAAUCAUCUUGAAUGUUAUGUUCCAUCACCAAUUCUACAAAAUGUUAUCACAUCAUGUCUUCCCAUAUAUACAUUAUUUCAUAAUUAUACAUUUAUUCCAUUACAUUUAAUUCAUCAUCAUGCAACAAAUCCUUUUAGAGAAUUUUCAUUAUCAAAAUCUGAUCCAUUGUUUUAUUGUCAUCAUACAUUACCAUUUAGACAUCAUCUAUCAAUUAUUUCACUUUCAAUUAUUUUAAUUCUUUGUGCUGCUUUAAUUAUUCAAGAUUAUAAAUCAGAUCUUUAUUCAUAUUCACUUAUUCAUGGUCUUCGUUCAUCAAUUCAUUGGACAAUUAUAUUUCUUAGUGAUCUUAUUAUAUGUUUUCUAUGGCUUUCGAUUCUUAUUCUUAUUGAGCGUUUUGUUCAUUCAUCAAUAUUUAAUGGUCGUUUUUUUGCAUUGACACCAUUAUUUUUUAUUGUUGAUCUUCCAUUUAUUUAUUUAAUAGCUAAAUUUUUUAAUGCACCAAUAUUAGGUGCUACAAUAAUUGUAUUCAUUCUUCAACUUGCUCAUGUCUUAUAUGCCUUUAAAGUAAUUGCUGAAUUUGUUCGCGGUUAUCAUACAUUUUGGACAAUCGUACAAAUUUUACAAUGGUUACUUGUAAUUAUUUUUCCAAAUGUGAAUGUACUUACAUUACUAGUAACGAUUCUUCGUCCAUAUUCAUGUUCAUCUGAUUAUGCUCAAUUAACACCAGACAAUAUUUUUUCAAAUGAACGUUAUCCACAUAAAUUACUUAUACAUAUAUUAAUAUUCAUUGGUCAAUUUAUUCUCUAUUUUAUUUUAUUAAUUAUUAUUGAUAAAUGGAAAAUACCAGUAUUAUAUAAAUGUAAAAAAAAUGUUAUUAAUCAAUAUGAAGAAGAUAAUGAUGUUGCAGAAGAAAGACAUCGAAUAGAAAUACUGAAUAAUGAAGAAAAACAACGUGAAGCUCUUAUUGCUGAUAAUCUUUCUAAAUAUUAUGGUUAUUCAUGUUUUCCAGCUGUUAAUCGAUUAACAUUUGCUGUACCUCAUCGACAAUGUUUUGGUCUUUUAGGAUUUAAUGGAAGUGGUAAAACAACAACAUUUCGAAUGUUAGUCGGAGAAUUAUUACCAACGAAUGGACAUAUUUAUAAAAAUAAUAAAGACUCAAUUGGUUAUUGUCCACAAGAUGAUAUUAGUUUUUCAGGAUUAAAUGUUCAACAAUCUAUUGAUUAUAUAUGUCGUAUUCAUGGUCUUAAUCCAUCAUUAUUAAAUAAUUUAAUAUUAUCUCAAUUUCAAUUAGAAAAAUAUCGUCAUCGUUUAGUAUCACAUUUAAGUGGUGGAACUCGUCGUCGUCUUCAUUUAGCUUUAUGUCUUAUUGGUUCUCCAACACUUCUUUUACUUGAUGAACCAACAGCUAAAAUUGAUCCAUUGUUACGUAGUCAUAUUCGACUUUUAUUACAUCAUCGUCCAAUAGAUACAUCAAUUGUAUUUGCUUCACAUUCCAUGCUUGAAUGUGAACAAUUAUGUGAUCGUUUAACAAUUCUUGUACAUGGUAAUGCAGUAUGUUUAGGUUCAAUUCAACAUCUUAAAGAUAAAUAUGGUAUUGAUUAUCGCAUAAGAUUAACACCACUUCAGUCAUCAUUUGAUAUACCAUUACUUAAACGUGUUGAUAAUACUAAUGAAUAUACAUAUCCAAAAACUAGUUUAUCAAAUCUUUUCAAAAUAUUAGAACAGCUAGUUGAACAAAAUAUUAUUGCAUCAAACUAUACAGUACAAUUAACUUCACUAGAACAUAUAUUUCUGGGUUUUCAACAUACUCUUGAUAGUAUUGUUUAG